This is a messenger RNA of Suillus bovinus, 1575 nucleotides long. RefSeq names its product P-loop containing nucleoside triphosphate hydrolase protein. The coding region runs from base 150 to 1460 and encodes 436 amino acids. NCBI's taxonomy places the organism in Eukaryota, Fungi, Basidiomycota, Agaricomycetes, Boletales, Suillaceae. The record is from RefSeq and is a predicted model, not a curated record. Gene Ontology annotation, molecular function: ATP binding; RNA binding; RNA helicase activity. The transcript has 8 exons. Gene Ontology annotation, biological process: mRNA export from nucleus; mRNA splicing, via spliceosome.
CUAAGAAAUUUGAGUCACCAACAUUUCCUUCAACAAGGACCCCGGAAGACUGUAAAAGGAGUUCAGUGUUCGGAAUUCGCCGGACGCUAGCCUCUUGAAUUCUAUCGACGACUUCUAGAGCUGACAACCUACAUUCCUUUUGCACAACGAUGAGCUCUCACGACAACGAAGAACUUAUUGAUUAUGAGGAUGAGCACGACGUUAUCCCUAAUGGCGCAGUUCCAGCUACUUCUACCAAUGGAGCAGCUUCAGCAGCGGACGGCGAGGGCGACAAAGACAAGAAAAACUUCUCUGGAAUACAUUCAACAGGUUUUAGGGACUUUUUGUUGAAACCCGAACUUCUCAGAGCUAUUAGUGAUUUGGGUUUUGAACACCCUUCAGAAGUUCAACAAGAAUGUAUACCUCAGGCUGUUCUGGGAAUGGAUGUCCUCUGCCAAGCAAAAUCAGGGCAUGGCAAGACAGCGGUCUUCGUACUCGCGACUCUACAACAACUGGAGCCAGUUAACGGCGAAGUUUCCGUCAUUGUGCUUUGCCAUACUCGCGAGCUCGCGUUCCAGAUAAAGAACGAGUACACGCGCUUUGCCAAAUACAUGCCCGAUGUGCGGAUCGGCACGUUCUAUGGCGGCACCCCUGUUCAAAAAGAUGCAGAGAUUCUCCGUGACAAGACGCGGUGUCCCCACAUUGUUGUGGCCACUCCCGGGCGACUCAAUGCCCUCACAAGAGAAAAAGUUUUGGAUGCGAAGAACGUCAAGCACUUCACUUUGGACGAGUGCGAUAAAAUGCUCGAACAGCUCGACAUGCGUCGAGACGUCCAAGAAAUCUUCCGUGCAACACCUCACCACAAACAGGUGAUGAUGUUCAGCGCUACGCUAGCAAAAGAAAUUCGGAUUACGUGCAAGAAAUUCAUGGCAAACCCCUUAGAGAUCUUCGUUGAUGACGAGACGAAGUUGACGCUGCACGGAUUACAGCAACACUACGUGAAGCUUGAUGAGAAUGCGAAGAAUCGGAAGUUAAAUGAGCUUCUAGAUGUCCUAGAGUUUAACCAAGUGGUCAUCUUUGUCAAAUCUGUCGCAAGAGCUGUCGAGCUGGACAAACUCCUAGUUUCAUGUAAUUUCCCCAGUAUCAGCAUUCAUUCUGGCUUGGCUCAAGAGGAGCGCAUAAAUCGUUACACUGCCUUCAAGGCCUUCGAAAAGCGUAUCCUCGUCGCAACCGACAUCUUUGGUCGUGGCAUAGAUGUCGAACGUGUUAAUAUUGUAAUCAACUACGACUGCCCACCAGACGCCGACAGUUAUCUCCACCGUGUCGGCCGUGCAGGUCGUUUCGGAACGAAGGGUCUAGCUAUCACGUUCCAAUCCAGUGAGGCAGACCAGCAAGUCAUGUCUGCCAUCCAGCUACGGUUUGAGGUCGCAGUGCCCGAGCUUCCUGAUCACAUCGACCCUGCUAGUUAUAUGACGUCGUGAUUUUAUUUGCGCUUAUUCCUUAUUGAUACUUUCGUUUUCUCAUAGCCUCUUCCAAAAACCCUGUGGUUGUCUGGCAUAUGUAUGUAAUGUUAUUAUUAGCGGGUUGUCGAUUGCA